AUGGGCGCGCGGUUGUCAACCUCCCAGCGUGAGUCCGUUCAUCUUUGUUUCGCGUUUCUGUACGGCGCAGAUCUCCCGUUCAAGGAACGGGAGAUCAAAAGCCUGAUUCGCUGGGUCUCCUCCCAGUUCAAAAACUUCUCCCCCGAGCAAUGCAAGGACCUCCGAUUUUGGGAAGAGGUCCUACGUAAAUUAUCUAAUCUGGCCCGCUCGGAGGAGAUAGAUAUUACUAAAAGGUUAAAAUUGGCACAACACCUGCAUUGGGUGGCGCAGCUUGUCGCUGCGUUGAAAAUCAAGCAGACUAAAGAGCGGGGAGGACACUCAGCUGCUGCCGGGGCUCCUGUCGCCCGGCAGCGUUCCAUCAAAAGGCGCGCCUCGGUUAAAAGUUCGGUUGAGAGUUUGGUUGUUCCCCCAGUUUCUGUCCCUUCAAGUGCUCCUACCCCUCAACCCUCUCCCGCUACCCCCAAAAGCACCGGGAUCCUGAGGCGGGCAGCCCCGAACCACAGACGGCCUCCCGAUCCAUCGGAGGGCCCGUCUCAGGCUUCCCAAUCCCCCCACUGCCGGCGAUCAUCGGCCGGAUCGCUGGCAGCCUCUCCUUGUCCCUCGCCUUCCCCGAACCCCCGUUUCCAAGUUUUAAAAUCCCCCAAGUUAAAUUCUAAAGUCCGCUUCGUGGUCCCCCCACAAGAUGGCUCCUGUGGAGCACAAGAUGGCGGGGACCACGAGGCACCGUGGCGGGACUCCCUUUCCCACUUUCCCUCGGGCCGACCAUCGCCCAACCCCUUCCUCCCGCUUCCCAACCCCUUCCUCCCUGAAGACCCGCCCACCUAUACCUCCUCCCCCUGGUCCACCCCUCCCGUUGCCCCUCCUUCAGCCCCGCCUGUGGCUCCGCCUGCCGCUCCGCCGUACCACCUGGCACCACCCCCGUCUUCCGUGACCUCCCAGCUCCUCCCACCGGGUUCCGGUUCCCACGCCUCCACUUCCGUUUCCCACGAUCCGCCAUCUUGGCCGGAUCUGGGGGCGGGGGGGGGGAGCGUGGGAAAUUCGGAGCCUGAUGUGCCUGAUUCAAUCACGGCGGCCCCGGUGACUUUUCACCUGCGGCAAGGGGGGAGGUGGGACAUCCGGUGGACCCCAGUUUCAAGGGCAGUCAUUCGCGAGCUGUGCAAGACCCAAAAGGAGUUUGGGUCUGCCAGCGAAUAUUUUAAAGGUCUCCUGAAUGCUACCCUCCGGGAAAAUGAACUCGUUCCUUGUGACGUGAGGCAAAUUUUCUCAUGCUUACUAAACGAGUCUCAGUUUUCCCGGUGGGAAGAGGGAUGGAGACAAGCGGUGGCUGACCUGCUCCCGGAGAUUUUGGCCCAGCCGAAUAUCUCCAGGGAUGCCAACGGGAAUCUCCUAACAGUUGAACACCUCUGCGGGUUAGGAGAUUGGGAGAAAGGGCAGCAGGCGGCAGAGCUAAUACCAUCUGAAGCUCUUGAAAAAUCAACACAGGCGGGGGCCCAAGAAUUUUUCAAGGUGCUUGUUGGUGUUCCCCAAACCCCUGUCUUUUUGUUACAGCAAGGCCCUGAAGAGUCGUUUGACGACUUCGUCAUGCGGCUACAAGCCGCAGCGAGGUUCGAAAACGUCUCUGAGGGGACGAGGCAGGAGAUGGUGGCUGCAAUCGCGGCCUCUAAUGCUAACGCUGCUUGUAAAGCGGCAAUUCUCAGCCUUCCGUUACAGCCUGCACCAACUUUAAAGCAAAUGCUCCUGGUUUGUGCGAGGAAGGUGCCCGCGCUCCGCCAGACCACCGCGGUGAAGACUCCGAGUGCGGGAAAGCGAGUUUCAGUAGCGGAGGGGCCAGAGGUCUUCAUGUACAACCCCGAAGACCCCAUUGAAGUGGCCGCCAGUCAGGGACCCGGCACGCCGAGGCAGCAGAGGGGGCACUGCCACCUCUGCUCCAAAGAGGGGCACUGGAUGCCCGACUGCCCCCUGCGCAAAGCAUUUUAUCAGUUUCGCAGGGAGCACGAGUCGGGCGGCUCUACCAAGGGGGCCCCCUCUAGUUCCCAAAAAAACUAG
Molecule: messenger RNA, 2046 nt
Organism: Camarhynchus parvulus
Lineage: Eukaryota; Metazoa; Chordata; Aves; Passeriformes; Thraupidae
Product: endogenous retrovirus group K member 113 Gag polyprotein-like
Exons: 1
Coding region: 1-2046 (681 amino acids)
Biological process (GO): viral process
Molecular function (GO): nucleic acid binding; zinc ion binding
Source: RefSeq, a predicted model, not a curated record